Eutrema salsugineum is the source of this 2425-nucleotide messenger RNA. Its product is annotated as ubinuclein-2. The record is from RefSeq and is a predicted model, not a curated record. Lineage: Eukaryota; Viridiplantae; Streptophyta; Magnoliopsida; Brassicales; Brassicaceae. The coding region runs from base 156 to 2219 and encodes 687 amino acids. Gene Ontology annotation, cellular component: nucleus. The transcript has 14 exons.
GCGCAACGUUUCCAACAAAAAUCCUCCUAUCAGUUCCAAUCUCUCGAGUCUCCACAUCAAAUUUCCCCAAUUUUCGCUCCUGAUUGUUCUCCAACUCGCCUUGUCUCCGAUCUGGGUCUGUACAGAGUCUUAACUCUGACCCGACCCAAUCACUAAUGGGAGAACCAAAGGCCACAACCGAUGGCGUUUCAACUCCCGGCGAAUCGUCGAGGAUAUCGCCGAAGCUCUUGACUGCCGGUGAUCGGAAAUUACUUAAGGUGGAACUCCGGCAAGGGGAGACGACGUAUGUUUCCUGGAAGAAGCUUAUGAAGGAGGCUAGCAAGGGCAAUGCCUCGUUCUCCUCCGCGCCCGACCCGCCUCCUAAUGCUAACCCUAAUCUCGAGUCUCGCCUUGCACCGGGACCACCAGCAGAAGGUGAAAACGUUGACCAACCUCAUUCUAAUCGUUUUAACGCUGUUAUAGAGAAGAUCGAGAGGCUCUACAUGGGGAGAGAUAGCAGUGAUGGGGAAGAGUUAGAUGGUGCUCCCGACGAUGACGAGUAUGACACUGAAGAUUCUUUUAUCGAUGACGUUGAAUUGGAUGAGUAUUUUGAAGUUGAUAAUUCGGCAAUUAAACAUGAUGGUUUUUUUGUCAAUAGAGGAAAGUUAGAACGGAUUGAACCGUCAACAACAACAACAACGAACCAGCAACCAAAGAAAAGGCAAAGGAAAGAGUCAGCAAAACCUUGCGGCGAUGUUGUUGAUGUAUCCAGAAAACAAGCCAAGAUGGCUAAGACGGCUGGGGGAAAGGAUCAAUCAGCUGCUUCUGGGCCCUCUUCGAAGAACAAGUUUAAUGAUUCAAAGACAGUGCAGGAUUCGAUUUCCCCUUUGAAAGCGCAAAGUGGCAAUGACUGCUUAUUAUUGGAAAAUGUGAAGCAUUCUGAUAAAGUGAAUCAUCAGCCAAGGAAUGCCUCAAGUCCGAAGGCAAAGGCAGUUGGAUCUUCUGGCGCCCUUCAUCUGAAGUGCAGCAACAAAAGUGCUCAUCAGCAAUCUAAUUCCCUGCCAGGAAAGUCUCGGCCGAAUGUUUUGGCAAAAUCAACAGUAGUCCGUCAGAAAGAAAACAAUGGCAUGCAUGACCUGGACAAUGCAACAGUAAGCAGACAAUCUAUUCAAACAACUAAAAAAGGCGGUUCUAAUGCCAGGCCUAAAACCUCGACACUUGACAAAGCCAUCAGGGAAUUGGAGAAAGUGGUCGCUGAAUCAAGGCCUCCUGCUGCCACUGAGAAUCAAGAUGCCGAUACCGCAUCCCAAGCAGUGAAGAGGAGAUUGCCAAGAGACGUAAAAUUGAAGCUUGCUAAAGUUGCUAGGAUUGCGCAGGCAAGCCAAGGUACUGUAUCGGGAGAGUUAAUAAAUCGUCUCAUGAGCAUUGUCGGUCAUCUCAUACAGGUUAGAUCGUUGAAGAGGAACUUGAAAAUCAUGAUUGAUUCCGGGGACACUGCAAAUCGAGAAAAAGAUACUAGAUUUCAACGGAUCAAGAACGAAGUUAUUGAGAUGAUAAAAAUAAAAGUUCCAUUGAUGGAAUCUCAGGCAACGAAUCAAGAAGCUGGAACAUCAGAUGAUUUUCAGGAUGUCGGAUCUGUUGAAAAGCCACCUAUGAAGAAGAAGUUUGUCAUGGAUGCGGCGCUGGAGGACAAAUUGUGUGAUCUAUAUGACAUCUUUGUUGAUGGAUUGGAUGAAGAUGCAGGUCCACAGAUCAGAAAGCUCUAUGCAAGCCUAGCGGAACUCUGGCCAAAUAAGUUAAUGGACAAUCAUGAGAUCAAGCGUGCCAUUUGCCGGGCAAAGGAAAGGCGGAGAGCAUUGUAUGGAAACCUUGGGAAGGAGAUGGAUCAAGCGAAGAUGACAAAGAGGAAACAGACACAGUUGGCAACAAAAUCAGAGAGUACUACUCAUCCCGACAAGGCUCCAGCUGUAGUAGAUAAAACGGGUACUGUGCCAAGCGCAACCACCACGUCCGUAGUCCACAGUCAAGCUAUAGCGGACUCUUCCCGUGACAAGUCAAAGCAGCAACAUGGGAAACUAAAGGGAAACUCAAGCUCUAGCAACCCUUCAGGAGAAGCAAAGACAGUCAGAAAAAAGACAGAACAGGGUGUAGAACACCAGCCCCCGGAGAAACAACUUGUCCUGGCUCUGAGGCAGCAAACCCAUCCACAUGCACCGCCGGACCUGAACCUGCCAAGUUAAGUACCCCCCGGCUUGGUUUUAGUUAAGGUUUUUCUAGUCAGUGUCUGGCCUCUUGCCUUGCCUUUGUCCUUUGUAGCUUUACUGUCGCUUCUAAUUUUGCGUCUAGUUAUGUUUUCUCUUAGUAUAUUUUCCUUAAUUAGACGACGAAGUCCUCUUUUCAUUGUACAAAAUAAAGAUUUAAAAGAGAAGCUCGGUUUUUCUUUGCA